Marchantia polymorpha subsp. ruderalis is the source of this 2875-nucleotide messenger RNA. The record is from the annotation of a GenBank genome assembly. Lineage: Eukaryota; Viridiplantae; Streptophyta; Marchantiopsida; Marchantiales; Marchantiaceae.
AGGCAACUGGUUAGCCUGACGCGUUGAUGCGGAAUCGCGCGAUUUCUCAACGGAUGGAGAAAGACGUGACGAAAUAGGGCAGGACGAGGCACUUCGACGAUCUUGGCAUGCUGUGUAUGGUAUCUGCUCCUGUCGUCGAUCAAUUCUUCAGUCUCGAGUGCGAGAUACGAGCGAGGGAGGGCGGAGUUUCCAUUGGACAAGUCUCGGCAACGGGCAAGUCGCUACAGGAGAAUCUAGGCGCGGCAGGCCUGCGAGCGUCUGGCUCUGGAACUGGAGGCGACGAGGCGCAGGCGAGCAAAACCGACCACUAUUGGCGCGGUGGGCAUCCCUUGGAGCGCGCCGGACGAGAACGAGCGGCAACGCCUCGCAAAUUUGCUCGUCGUGACUUCGAAGUCGGAAUUGCGAUUUUGCGUUCUUGUUGCUCAGUCGCGCCAGAGUGUGAGAAAUCACAACUGGCAGCAGCGAGCACGAGUCGCCAAGAUUUGGAGGCGUCUUUGAUGUUUUCUCCCGGUCACGACUCCCCCAGAACGCCUGGUCAGAGAACGUCUGGAUACUUUGAAGUCUUUUGCAUCGGUCUGUUGUGACCUCAGAGUGCUGUACCGCUUAAGAAUUGCGCUCGCAAGGAGGCAGGUUCGGACGCUCAUGCAGCUGAGAGCGUGGGGAACAUGACACCCGCGGGGGGUGUUUGCGACAAAAACUUCAAUUUUGAAAAUAUUUUAUCGUCAGUGCUGGAGAUUCUUUCUGCGGGAAACUGACACUCACAUGAACGAGUUGGCCGAGGAGUUGACAGAAAGAUGUCGGCGUUGACCUUGGAUCGUUGUGAAAUCUUAAUUUGACGUUCAUCAAGCUCGAAGUGACAGGAUGAGAGUACUCGGCAGUUGGAGUCGAAUUUUGCGUGAUUGCAGACUUCGCCAUCCUUGCCGAGCUUUUGUUGAUUGACGAUUACUUUCUCCUUGGUACUUCAAACCUGGCUAGAACAAUUGUCUAGCUUAAGGGCUCGCCUACACAGCAGGUGUCUCAGUCAGAUCGUCAUUACAUCUCGUGGAUGAUAAUUAGUAGGAGCUUAGGCAGGCGAAGAUAUUUCAGUCGAACCUCUGCUGAUGCCGUGAGUUACUACGGCUUGGCAACAAGUCAUGCCGAUUGCCCUUCGAAGCUGCUGCAAGUCUUGCUUUGAUUGGUUUUCUUCGGUGUAACUGGAGCAAGGAACGUAUAGACCACUUUCGUCCCGUUUUGUGCUGGAAGAACUCAACGGGAGACGAGGGUGCCCACGGGGGUUGGAUUUGAUACUAGGACAGCGGAUAACGCAGACGAUUUGGAAUCCGAAAUUAUCACAGUGAGUUGAUGGAGCCUAUAUCUCGUGUACCUGAUUCGGACGUUAACGACUCAAUCGAUGGAACUGAGGAGUCCAUAAAAAUUUUGCAUGCCAUUCCCGAGAGCUCUCCAGCAAAUCCUCCUCAACCUAAAGUACCACAACGAGCAAGGGAUUGGAAUCUGCGCGAACUGAAAGUCCUAAUAGCUGCGAAAAGAAACGAACAUGAACAAUCACUUCUUGAGCAAGGUGGCAGUGAGCAAGCUAAGUUGACUUCCAGGAAGAAUAAGUGGGAGAAAAUAGCUCAAUAUGUCGUAAAAGAGGGCGUAUGCAAUCCAGUCAGAGACGGCGAGGCUUGCAAGAAAAAAUGGGCUACUGUUUCCAAGGAUUUUAAACGCGUCUAUGAUCAUGAAAAACAUGUCCCAGCUGGCCAGAGGUCAUACUGGAACAUGAAUACAAGUGAGCGCAGAAAACGGUCUAGGCCGUUGAAUUUCCCCGAAGAAUUAUAUAGGGAGAUGGAGGAGUGGCUUCCGAAGAGAAUGGAGGAAUGGCCUGCAAAGCGAUUGGAAGGCACUUCACAAGCACCAGGACCUCAACGGAAUGGAGGUGAAAGUAGCAAGCCCUUGACGCUGGAGGCACUGAAGACAGAUACUCUGUUCAGACCAAUACUGCCGAAAGGUCCCGCCAAUGUGUUCUCUCCGCUACUCAAUGCAAUCACUCCUGUUGAUCGUGCAGCGGCCAACACACCAACGCCUGAUGCGGGUUUGGAUGAGUCUAUAUCUACCCUGCCAAACACCUCUCCCACCAAGAAGAACAUCGUACGUGACGACAGGCUUAAGAACAAGCGGAAACGCACUUGCAAUGGUGCGACGAGAGCGAUGUCUGAAGCUGUUGUGAAGCUUGUGGAGGUUUUGAAGGAUGACAUUGUUCGAAAGAACAAACAUGAUGAAAAAGCUAUGGAGUGGGAGAAGCAACACAAAACUGAACAUCUCGCUCUGCUCAGAGAUCAGAUGGAGAGUCGGGCAAAAGUUGAGAUGGUGCAAGCUCAGUCUUUCAACAUCUUAGCCCAAGCUUUAGCCAAGCUUGUCGAGAAGGAUAACAGCAAUCCCAAUAAUCCCAAUAAGUAGUCUGUAAGAUAUGCAGUAUCUUCUUACUAAAAGUGCAACUUUCUGUGUAUAGCAGUUCACAAUUCUUUUUGUACAACUUCUGGGCCAGUAUGGAAUAGAAAGAUAGUUAGUCAGUCCAUGUUUCAGCUGCGUUUUGUUUACGCCCAUGAGAUUGCCCUUUCCACGUUUUUGUUCAAACUUUUUCAAGAUGAUGUGAAGGACUGUCACUCUACCUUAGCAAGGCCUCGCAACUUUUUAGAACAGAAGCAGGCUGUGUUGUGUUGUUUAAGGACCAAAGUGGAACGUAGGGAGGAAGUUCACAUAGAGGACGGGUGUUAGUCCUUGAGCUUUUAAGCUUUACCAAGUGAGGGGUAACUAGAUAAUGUUUGACACUGUUUGAUGAGAAGGAUAACUUGGAAGCUUAUUUGAUGCAUAGCGUUCUUGUUUUUGUUUGAAACCC